Molecule: messenger RNA, 1008 nt
Organism: Aspergillus vadensis CBS 113365
Lineage: Eukaryota; Fungi; Ascomycota; Eurotiomycetes; Eurotiales; Aspergillaceae
Product: casein kinase II subunit alpha/alpha'
Exons: 4
Coding region: 1-1008 (335 amino acids)
Biological process (GO): DNA damage response; regulation of transcription by RNA polymerase III; regulation of transcription by RNA polymerase I
Cellular component (GO): nucleus; cytosol; protein kinase CK2 complex
Molecular function (GO): ATP binding; protein serine/threonine kinase activity
Source: RefSeq, a predicted model, not a curated record
AUGGCGCGCGUCUAUGCCGAUGUUAACGAACAUAUGCCCCGGUCCUACUGGGACUAUGACAGUGUGAACAUCUCCUGGGGUGUUUUGGAGAAUUACGAGGUGGUCCGCAAGAUCGGCCGCGGAAAGUACUCCGAAGUGUUCGAGGGCAUCAACGUCGUCAACUACCAGAAAUGCGUUAUCAAGGUACUCAAGCCGGUCAAGAAGAAGAAGAUUAAGCGUGAGAUCAAGAUCCUUCAGAACCUGGCGGGUGGCCCCAAUGUGGUCGCCUUGUUGGACGUGGUUCGCGACAGUCAGAGCAAGACGCCAAGCUUGGUGUUCGAAUAUGUCAACAACACGGAUUUCCGGACCCUCUACCCGCGGUUCUCCGACUAUGAUGUCCGUUUCUAUAUUUUCGAGCUUCUGAAGGCCCUGGAUUUCUGCCACAGCAAGGGUAUCAUGCACCGCGAUGUGAAGCCUCACAAUGUCAUGAUUGAUCAUGAGAAGCGCAAGCUCCGCCUUAUCGAUUGGGGUCUUGCCGAAUUUUACCACAAGGGCACGGAAUACAACGUCCGCGUCGCUUCCCGUUACUUCAAGGGUCCCGAGCUUCUUGUCGAUUUUCAAGAAUACGACUACUCUCUGGACAUGUGGUCCCUGGGAGCUAUGUUUGCUUCCAUGAUCUUCCGCAAGGAGCCCUUCUUCCACGGUAACAGCAACUCCGACCAGUUGGUGAAGAUCGCCAAGGUGCUUGGUACCGAGGAGCUGUUCGAGUACCUGGACAAGUACGAGAUUGAGCUGGACCCUCAAUAUGAUGAGAUCCUUUCCCGCUUUCCCCGGAAGCCUUGGCUCUCGUUUGUAAAUGCUGAGAACCAGCGCUUCGUCAGCGAUGAAGCGAUUGACUUUUUGGACAAACUACUCCGUUAUGACCAUGCUGAACGCCUUACUGCCCAGGAGGCCAUGGCUCAUCCAUACUUCGCCCCCGUGCGGGCGGCCGAGGCCCAGGCUGCCCGGAACAACACCACGACUGCCUAA